UCUCGUCACACCCCUAGUAUCUAUAUAUUGAGUGAAACUGCGCCUACAACAGACACAUUUUUGCAAGGUAAAAACGACAUUUUACCUACUGACGUCUCACCACUUUUAGCCAAAGUGCCAACACACCUUUGGGCGACACAUAAAUAUGACGUGGGGUUGAUUAAAAAUUGUCAACCUGUCGUCAUAAUACCACGUUCGGACUACAGACCACAGAAACAUCAAUAUCCGUUAAAACAGGAAGCUAUUGAUGGAAUCCGACCCGUUUUUAACUCCUUAUUGGAUACAGGAGUUAUAAUUCCGUGUCCAGAUUCUCCUGUUAGAACACCGAUUUUUCCGGUAAAGAAAAUACGGCCAAAAGGCAUUCCGACAGAAUGGCGUUUUGUUCAGGACUUGAAAGCUGUCAAUGCAGCUGUUCAUGCGCGCGCACCAAAUGUGCCAAAUCCAUACACAAUCCUACAGGGAAUUAAAAGUGAUGCUAAAUGGUUCUCUGUCGUUGAUUUGUCUAAUGCUUUUUUCAGUGUCCCGGUGGACAAAGACAGUCAGUUUUGGUUCGCUUUCCUGUUUGAUGGAAAACCAUACACUUUCACACGCCUUUGUCAGGGAUACACUGAAUCUCCGACGAUCUACAAUGACGCACUGCGCGACAGCCUAGAGAGCUUCACACCAAACCCAGGUUCAAGUCUGCUGCAGUACGUAGACGACAUUUUGAUUGGAAGCUCAACACAAGAGCUGUGUGAGCAAGACACGAUUGCGCUAUUGUGUCAUCUUGCAACUGAGGGACACAAAGCCAGUCUUAAGAAAUUGCAAUUUGUAAAACAAGAGGUCCACUUCCUGGGACAUGACAUUUCGGGGUCAGGGAAAACCUUGUCUCCUUCGCGAAUUGAGGCAAUUGUUUCCCUACCAAAACCGGUAACGAAAAAACAAAUGAUGUCAUUUUUAGGGAUGUGUUCCUACUGUCGUGUUUUCAUCCCAAAUUACGCGGAACUUGUUCAACCUUUAGGGGACGUGAUACACGGUAAGGGACUGACUGCACACAAUUUGGUAACCUGGACUGUUGAGGCUGAGCAGGCCUUUGUAGAUCUUAAAAAGGCCUUUCAAAGUCCCCCAACCUUAGGUUUGCCAAACCCAAAUCUUCAUUUCACUCAGACAGUGGAUGAACGCGUAGGAUGCAUGACAUCUGUUCUCCUGCAGCCGCAUGGAGACAGACUGAGGCCCGUGGCCUAUUUCUCUGCAAAACUCGAUCCAGUUGCAGCAGGCCUUCCGAUUUGUCUCAGAGCUGUAGCAGCUGCUGAAAGGGCCUUGGCAGCAUCACGUGACAUAGUAGGAUAUGCUCCACUCACACUGCUAGUCCCACAUGCUGUCUCUUUGAUCCUACUUGAACAAAAGGCUUCACAUUUGUCUGCAGCACGAUACCUACGUUAUCAUACAGUACUUCUUGACAUGCCUAACGUAACAGUUAAACGUUGUACUGUACUUAACCCUGCUUCUCUUAUGCCUACACCAGAGGACGGAGAACCACAUGACUGUCUGGCAGAGCUGGCGCAAACAUGCACACCUCGCCCAGAUCUUUCGGAUACUCCCUUAGAGAAUCCAGACCUCAUUUUGUAUGUAGAUGGGUCAGCCUCGCGCUGCCCACAAACAGGACAGGGACAGGUAGGAUUUGCUGUAGUUUCUGACACUGAAACUAUGAUUGCUAAAUCUCUCCCAAACCAUUUGUCUGCACAGGCUGCUGAGCUCAUUGCCCUCACGGAAGCAUGUAAGUUGGCUGAUGGCUCAUCUGUUACCAUCUUCACGGACUCAAGAAAACAGGUUUCAGCGGGUCUGCCUAAACCAGCUGAGGGACCACUGCAUAAGCUCCGGCCUGGGGACUUUGUGGUGAUCAAAAGCUUCAGGAGGAAGAACUGGCAGUCCAGACGGUGGAAAGGACCCUUCCAGAUCCUCCUGGUCACUCACACAGCAGUCAAGGUCGCGAACGAUCCCGCGGGGUGCACGCAACACACUGCAAACAGGUUCCGGACCCAGGAGAGGUGCCAGGUUCGCUAA
This is a messenger RNA of Perca fluviatilis (European perch), 2043 nucleotides long. RefSeq lists its product as uncharacterized. The record is from RefSeq and is a predicted model, not a curated record. Bases 925 to 2043 code for a protein of 372 amino acids. Gene Ontology annotation, molecular function: RNA-DNA hybrid ribonuclease activity; nucleic acid binding. The transcript has 2 exons. Lineage: Eukaryota; Metazoa; Chordata; Actinopteri; Perciformes; Percidae.